Chaetomium globosum CBS 148.51 is the source of this 2250-nucleotide messenger RNA. RefSeq lists its product as uncharacterized. The record is from RefSeq and is a predicted model, not a curated record. The transcript is spliced from 4 exons. Gene Ontology annotation, cellular component: P-body. NCBI's taxonomy places the organism in Eukaryota, Fungi, Ascomycota, Sordariomycetes, Sordariales, Chaetomiaceae. Gene Ontology annotation, biological process: deadenylation-dependent decapping of nuclear-transcribed mRNA; P-body assembly. Gene Ontology annotation, molecular function: RNA binding. The coding region runs from base 1 to 2250 and encodes 749 amino acids.
AUGUCUUUUUUCGGCUUCGAUGCCAGCCGCCAUAACCCCGCGGCCACUGGCUUCUCGCAAGCCCACAACCCUUUUGCCGGGCUGUCGAACCGCGAGGACGAAGGCGAUGCGCUAGAGUUUGAGGACACGUACGAUGGGCUUGGUGACCAUCUGGAAGAGACAGGCGAUGCUUUCAAUGAUGAUACAUUCGGUGACACGGCCGGCCUUGAUACCGGGCCGGUGGGCAAGGAUUUCGACUUUUUCAAUACUACCGCCAAGGUCGCCGAUGCCAUCGAAGAAGAGCAUGUUCGUUUCACCCGACAGCAACCUGCUGCAAGAGCCCCGCAGCCAGCAACGCAAACCCCGGCAUACGCCGCCCCUCAGCAAGCUGCUGCCGGUCCCGCCGAGCCGGUCGCUGAGCUCCAGGUUGACGCCGCUCUUUGGGGCGUUGCGCCGAAGAAACAGCCCCAGCCUCAGACGGUUCCCGCUGCCUCUCCGGCCCCCGCACCCGCAGCGGCCCCGAGCCGAAAGGUGCUAAGCCUGGAAGAGGUUGAGGCCCAAAUGCGAGCCCAAGUCAAAAAGGCUACGCAAGCCACGCCAUCCUCGGCGCCUCCGGCGGCUGCCAUUCCGGCUAGUUCUCAGGCGCAAGUCCCGCCGAUGCACUAUGAUCAAGCCUACCAGUUUCAGCAACAUGGUCAGCAUCAACCCCCCUCGCAAGCCGACCAUGCGCAGAAGGAUCAAGCCGCUGCUCAUGGACAUGGACAUCAUGUGACCAUUUUGCAGAGGCCCGGUUCCAAGCAAGCUCCUUCUCCGCAGCCUCCCACCCAGCCCGCAGCUCAUCUACGCCAGCAGCCGUCAGCUUCGAUGCAGCCGACGCAGAUUCUGCAAAACCCUAACCGCCUCUCCGGAGAUGCUGCCAGACUCGGAAUGCGCCAACAUCCUACCCCGACAAUGCCAGCGAGUUACCCGGCUCACCCCGCCCAUAGACAGCAAGGCUCGCUUUCGCGCCAACCGCAAAUUAUCACUCAUCCGUCCCAGUUGGCUCAGCUCAACGAGGAAGAGAAGGCGGCCUACUUGGAGCAGGAGGCGAAGAGAGCUAAACGCAAUCACAAGAUAUUCCUCAUGUCCCGCGACAAUGGUAUGAUGACACCGCAAGACAAGAGCUUCGUCACUCGGAUUCAGCUUCAACAGCUUGUCGCCGCCACCGGCAACCCGAAUGAUCACGGCACCGACGAGUCUCUGACCGAGGACUUUUACUACCAGGUCCACAGCCAAAUUCAGGGCAGCCAGCGCCAGCAUCCCAACCAGCCGCUCAACAACUUUGCGCAGACUUAUCUUUUUCCAGACUGGGAGCCGCCAGGGUGGCAUGCGUCGUCACCAACGCGGGCCCGAGAACCACAUGCAGCGCAUGGAACAGCAAACAACGACCGAAACAUGCCGCCACCUCCUACAAAUGAUGCCGAUACUGAGGCUAUCCAGAAAUUUGUUACCUGGAAUAGUGAAGCGCAAAUUCUCAACAGCAAGCUCUGGGACUGCCUCCGGAUCCAUGAUCAUCCGGACAACGGUCGUGUUCAUCCCUUCAUUGCUCUCCUUUCAUACACCAAGGGCAUGAAGGCAAUGCAACGUAUUUCCCGCCACCUUACCCAUGAGCAGCGCACGACGAUCCUCACGCUUAUCCUCGUGAACCUUGACAACCUCGAGGUUGUGCGCAAUGCUCAGGUGACGCCUGAGGCGAUGCAGUUGAACGCUGCCAUGCGUGAGAACGUGGAGCUCUUCUCCGUUUCCGUCAUGUCGACCCUGUUCACCAUCUUGAACGAACUCGACGUGGACCUUGUUGCCGGCAUGCUCGGCCUUGUCUGCACCCGCAACGUCGAUGUGAUUUCCAAGAGCAGAAUUGGCGCUUCCAUGCUCACUAUGAUCUUGAGCCGCGCCGAGAUUAUCAAGCACGGUGGAGGUGGUAAUGAACAGGCCUGGCGGUCGUGGGAUGCUACUCACACGCAAUUCUUCGACCUAAUCGAACCCUCACUUCCUCACACUUUCCCCGGUCCCGUUACCGCGGGCGACGACAUCUACGUCUGGCAGCUCCUAGCCGCGCUCGGAAUUGGCGCCAGCCCUGACCAGCAACAGAGGCUGGUCUUGGCUGUCAAGGACCGUGUGAUGGAUACCGUCGCGCUUUCCAACACACUUCCUCAGGACUUGGCCGCCCAGCGUCUCCAAAACGUCAACCUCUUCAUGCGCUCAAUCGGCCUGGAUGUUGAGCUGCUUCAGUAA